Molecule: messenger RNA, 471 nt
Organism: Trichomonas vaginalis G3
Lineage: Eukaryota; Parabasalia; Trichomonadida; Trichomonadidae
Exons: 1
Coding region: 1-471 (156 amino acids)
Source: RefSeq, a predicted model, not a curated record
AUGGCUAGUUUUGGUUACUUUGGUUAUAUAUUCGUAUUGGUUUUUGCCAUUAUACUUCUGAUUUUUAUUUUGUGUCGUAGAGGAACAAUACAAGGAUGCUGUACUCCAGAUCAUUUACGCACAGAUAAAAGAAAAUCUUCGAGUUCAAGCAGCAAAAAGCAUCGACAACCUCAAGGUAGCGUUCAACAGCAACAAUAUCCUCCACAGCAAUAUUAUCAACAACCAUAUCCUCAGCAACCAGCUCAGUCACAACAAUAUCCCCCACAAAGUUACCCACCACAACCAUAUCCCCCUCAAAAUUAUCCACCGCAGAAUUACCCACAACAAGAGUAUCCACCACAAAACUAUCCACAACAAGGAUAUCCACCUCAACCAAAUUCACAGGUUAAUGCAUCUCAGCCAUAUCAACCUCCACAAUAUCAGCCGCAAGCGUAUUCUCCAGAGACACAAAAUGAUAAUCCAUAUCAGUAA